Lampris incognitus (smalleye Pacific opah) is the source of this 2469-nucleotide messenger RNA. RefSeq names its product aquaporin 8a, tandem duplicate 2 (gene aqp8a.2). Gene Ontology annotation, biological process: water transport; transmembrane transport. NCBI's taxonomy places the organism in Eukaryota, Metazoa, Chordata, Actinopteri, Lampriformes, Lampridae. The transcript is spliced from 5 exons. Bases 88 to 867 code for a protein of 259 amino acids. Gene Ontology annotation, cellular component: plasma membrane. Gene Ontology annotation, molecular function: water channel activity. The record is from RefSeq and is a predicted model, not a curated record.
UGAGUCGAGGCGAGUUGUUGCAUUGGAGGAGAACCGACAGGGAAGGAGAGUUCCUCAAAGCCAGACGCCCUGCAAACCGCAGACACGAUGGGGAUGGAGAAAAUGGAGAUGGAGGACACAAGCUCGACUCUGAUGGAGAAGGGCGAGAAGUCGGCCGGCGCUAGACCUCCCAACAAGUAUGAGAAGCUGUUCCAGCCCUGCCUGGCCGAGGUGGUGGGCACCAUGUUCUUCGUCUUCAUCGGCUGCGUGUCCGUCAUUGAGAACGUGCCGGCGGCUGGCAGGCUGCAGCCGGCGUUGGUCCACGGGCUGGCCGUGGCUAUAAUGGUGGCCGUCAUGGAUAACAUCAGUGGCUCCCACUUCAACCCGCCCUUCACCAUCGCCAUCUACCUGUGCGGGGGCAUGGAGCUGUGCAUGGUGGGACCCUACCUGGUCAGCCAGCUGAUCGGAGGCGUGCUGGGCGCCGGAAUGGCAAAGGUGAUGACCUCUCCGGAACGCUACGCGAACGCCACCGGAGCGGCGUUCGACAUCCUAAAGACGGACAGCCAGCUGCGGGGGGCCAUCUUCGGAGAGGUGGCCAUGACCUGCCUGGUGACCAUGGUGGUGCUGCUGGUGGCGGUCAACGGAAAAACUAAAACGCCCCUGGCUCCGUUCCUGGUGGGCUGCACCGUUAUCAUCAACAUCCUGGCAGGAGGGGACAUUUCGGGGACCUGUCUAAACCCGGCCAGGGCUUUUGGUCCAGCUCUGGUGGCCCAGUACUGGUCCUACCACUGGGUUUACUGGGUCGGCCCCAUAGGAGGAGGAGUGGUGGCUGCUGCACUGCUCAGGCUCAUUCUUGGUGAUGAGAAGACCAGGAUCAUUCUGAAAUAAUUCUGCUGGUUUACCGGCACACACCCUUCCUACACACACUGUUUUAUUUGUUGUUUAGUUUUCUUGUGUGAGACUGUAUCACACCCUGUGUGGUUUGUGUUGAGAUAUACUGUUCAGUUUGUAUCACACCCUGUGGUUUGUGUUGAGAUAUACUGUUCAGUUUGUAUCACACCGUGUGGUUUGUGUUGAGAUAUACUGUUCAGUUUGUAUCACACCGUGUGGUUUGUGUUGAGAUAUACUGUUCAGUUUGUAUCACACCCUGUGGUUUGUGUUGAGAUAUACUGUUCAGUUUGUAUCACACCGUGUGGUUUGUGUUGAGAUAUACUGUUCAGUUUGUAUCACACCGUGUGGUUUGUGUUGAGAUAUACUGUUCAGUUUGUAUCACACCCUGUGGUUUGUGUUGAGAUAUACUGUUCAGUUUGUAUCACACUGUGUGGAUUGUGUUGAGAUAUACUGUUCAGUUUGUAUCACACUGUGUGGUUUGUGUUGAGAUAUACUGUUCAGUUUGUAUCACACCCUGUGGUUUGUGUUGAGAUAUACUGUUCAGUUUGUAUCACACCCUGUGGAUUGUGUUGAGAUAUACUGUUUAGUUUGUAUCACACCGUGUGGUUUGUGUUGAGAUAUACUGUUCAGUUUGUAUCACACCGUGUGGUUUGUGUUGAGAUAUACUGUUCAGUUUGUAUCACACCGUGUGGUUUGUGUUGAGAUAUACUGUUCAGUUUGUAUCACACCCUGUGGUUUGUGUUGAGAUAUACUGUUCAGUUUGUAUCACACCGUGUGGUUUGUGUUGAGAUAUACUGUUCAGUUUGUAUCACACCCUGUGGAUUGUGUUGAGAUAUACUGUUCAGUUUGUAUCACACUGUGUGGUUCGUGUUGAGAUAUACUGUUCAGUUUGUAUCACAUUGUAUGGUUUGUGUUGAGAUAUACUGUUCAGUUUGUAUCACACUGUGUGGAUUGUGUUGAGAUAUACUGUUCAGUUUGUAUCACACUGUGUGGAUUGUGUUGAGAUAUACUGUUCAGUUUGUAUCACACCCUGUGGUUUGUGUUGAGAUAUACUGUUCAGUUUGUAUCACACUGUGUGGUUUGUGUUGAGAUAUACUGUUCAGUUUGUAUCACAUUGUAUGGUUUGUGUUGAGAUAUACUGUUCAGUUUGUAUCACACUGUGUGACACACAGACACACACAGAAUCAUGUUUCCAGGUGUUGAUUGGGAAUAGACGCGGUGUGUGACAGUGUGGCUGAAUAACAGAUGUGUGUAACAGAAGAGCAGUUGGGGGUCGUUAACAGUUUAUUUUGUGGCACCUGAAUGUUACACAAUCCUCAGUCAAACUCCAAGAAGAAGAGCUGUGUGGCAUCAAGACCAACUCCGCGUCCCAUGACCGGUGGAAGCAGUCUGGCGUUCCUCAGCCCAGCUUCGGGAGUGUCAGAGUUCCCAGGAGGAUCCCACACGACGUUUUUAAAGCUUGGAAAAGCAAGUGAUGGAUGUUUUCAUGCGGGUGGAAGUGGAUGUGGACUGCAGGGUGGAUGUGAACUACGCAGCACAUGUGGUUUUAAAAAGACACCAAACUGAAAAUAAAAAUGACGCCCCAGUUGAGGUGAUGAG